UACACAUUUACUCAUUCUGAAAUUAUUGAAUAUCGUACACAAUUAUUUGUCCUGCAGAUAUAACAAGUUGUAUGAAUAUUAAAUUUUUAAUAAUUCGGGUAGAAAUGUAUGGAAUAAAAAGUUUUCUUUUUAGUUUAAUGGCCAUGAGUAUGGUUGAUUUUUCAGGAUGCCAAGCGCCUGAUGACGUUUGUGCCGAUGUGCAGAAAAUCAAAGAUGCUUUCAAGAGGUCAAACUGCAAGCUUACUCAAGAAAUCAUUCCAAUUACAAACGCCUCGUGCACAUCUGUAAACGAUUUGCUGCAUUGCGUUGCUGAAUCCAUUUAUGGCUACGGAAAGCGAGAACAUAGAAAACCUUGUGUUCUGCACAUGCGCACUGCCAUCCAGGACGAAUACAUAGACUCGUUUCCAGCUUGUCAUUUUACAUGGAGAUCCUGCAGCACGUUAUGGUGUGAACUCGGAGUCGAAUACACAGAUGCUCAAUUCAAAUGUAUUUUCUGGUGCAUUGGAGGUCCUGCAGCUAUUGGAAUUGGAGGAGUUCUAGCUCUUAUAAGCCUUUAACGAUUGGUCUGCCAGCGUUGGGUUUCGGAGCUGCGGGAAUAGUUGCCAACAAUAUUGCCGCCACUAUCAUGGCCUGGUGGGCCGGUGCAGUACCUGCAGGAGGCAUCAUCGCCACCCUGCAGUCUAUUGCAGUGUUAGGAAUCGGGUACAAGGCCAUUUUGGGCACGUUUCUUUCAGCAGCAGCUAUCUCAAGAGCUGCGAUGGAUUGCAAUUGCUGCGAAAAGUAAUCAAUAAAUAUAAAGAACUAAUGCAGUAUACAGGUGUAACAUCUGUAGAAAAUCAAUGUUUACUCAGAAAGUCAGUCGUAUUCAAAUUAUAACAUGCAAAUUGAAUAUAACUUUACCAAUUAGUGAUCAACUUAAGAGCAAUCUUGAAAUAACUUUCAGUUUCAUGUAGAAAGAAAAGGUCAUAAAGCUGCACUCUCACAGAUUGAACGUUUUGACAACCAUUUUUUGUCUUGGAACGAGCCAUUGUUUUUGCAAAUACUCAUGGAAACCAGUUAUAUAAGACUGCUGACAAAAAAUGAGAUCGCAGAUUCUUAUUUAUGAUUUCAAGAAUGAAUGUUUUAUGCAUUUUUUUUACCGAUAGUAACGGUUUAAACCAUAAAACAUUAAUUUCCGAACGGAAAUAUGAAAAUCUACGAUCUGAUUUUUCGCGAUAUUAACGCGAAGAAUUGCUUUUUCCAAGACAAAAAAUAAAAAAAGUUGUUAAGAUGGUCAAUCUGUGAGAGUGCAGCUUUAAUAUGGUGACAUAUAACUGCCAUUAGAUAACCUGUAAACUCCGCGAAAGGACGCGCACACCUGAUUACUCUGUUUUGAUAGCGACAUUUGAAACGGACUACAAUCGCUACUAUCAAGAUCACGAGGCCAUCCCCAGCAAAGUGCGAUAUAAAUCAAAAAGAGUCCCUCAGGAGUUUAUGACUAGAAAAACUUCACGCUUAGCUGUUUCAAAUUUGAAUGGAAGAAUAGAGAUGUGCAAAAAACUCGAACAAAAAAGGACUGUAUUUAUUUUCUGAAAAUUUCUUUGGAUAUGGAUUGUUAAGGGAGCUCCUUCCCGAAAUUUUGCUUGUAUUGUUCGAGUAUGCUGAAAUAUUGUGUCAAUGAAAUUUAGUUUGUUACUGUAAAUUAUACUUGCUUGUUUUCUCAUGGAAUGUGACUCGGGUUUGUUCUAAUCCGGCGUACCUAUCUUUGGCAUCAACUUCAAUCUAUUUUCGAACAAAAAACGAGACCUAAAUUUAUUUGUUUAGAAUGAAACUACUAUAAUUGUUGUAUCAGAAAUAUGUAUACAUGCGAUUAGGGCUCUUCUUGUUAUUUUUUAAAUUCAAUUUAUUAGAACUGCAUAUUUAGAAAUUCUGAAUCAUGCAAAAAGACACUGUUUGGUGAAGUUGUGAAGUACAAACACUGUUUUUUAACAAUUCUAUUUGAUGACAGGCACACAAUACAGCUUUAACUCUGUUUGUAAAA
This is a messenger RNA of Mya arenaria, 2020 nucleotides long. RefSeq lists its product as uncharacterized. Bases 72 to 557 code for a protein of 161 amino acids. The transcript is spliced from 4 exons. NCBI's taxonomy places the organism in Eukaryota, Metazoa, Mollusca, Bivalvia, Myida, Myidae. The record is from RefSeq and is a predicted model, not a curated record.